AUGCCUUUCUGCUGCACUUCCAUGGGCGGAAAAAGUUCCCCAGCUGACGAUGGAAAAAUGGCCUCGAAUCGUCCUUCCCCUCCCCCGCUGGGGGUCCAGCGGCCAGAUCUCUCCAAUGGAGGGGGCUGUAGGGUUCGAGGGGGGGGGCUCCCGGACGCUGCACAAAAAGGUUACCCCCCCAUCCUUCCUGGCUCGCUCGGGCGCAGCGGUCACAAUAGGGCUGCACCCUGCGCCCCAGCCGGCGCCGGAGCCUUUGCAGCGGCCGUGUCCAGGCCGCAGGCGAGUCGGCCGAAGCGGGUGCACCCGAAGCUCGCCUUCCUGACUGCAGGCCUGCUCGGUCCACGGCUGCAGGGCCCAGAGGCCGGAACGCGGCAGGGGGAGAAACGGAGGCAGCCGGCGAAGCCAAGUCAGGACAGCAGCAGCUGCUACAGCUUGACAAACAUGGCUGCUGCCGACGCCGCCGCCGCCUGCCCGGGCCGCGCUCCUUCCCGCAGCGGCGGCAGCACCUCCUGGCCGAACCGAUCGCACUUAUCAAUAUUCAGCAGCAAGCAAAGUUUGCUGCAGGAGGGCAGCCGGCCCCGUGCCCCCAGCCGGCUACCUGAGGGGAGGCGGAGGCCGAGGUGCGCGCGGGAGGCCGGCGGGGCACGGGCCGCGCGGGGAGGAAGUUCGCGGCGGCCCGGCCGGCUAGGCCUGAGCCCGGUUGGUAGUGAUGGAGGGGGAGGGGGCCUGCGGCUGGAACGCCGCCGGCCACCAACCCUGCGCCGCGCCCGGCCCUCUCCCGCGCCCCUCACCUCACGGCCACCACCAUCUUCCCCGCCCGGCCGCCUCCUCCCUCCAGCUCGCGCCUGCCCGCCGCCUACCCCAGCGGGAGAAGGCAGCAAGCGCGACCUGCCCCGGCCUAUUCCGCCGCCGCCUCCUCCUCCUCACACCCCCACCGCGCGCGCCCCCGCGGCGGCGCGUGCGACCGAGCGCCUCGCGCCGGCCCGCGUGCGGCUGGGGCCCCGAGUGCGCGCGCACCCCUUCCCCCACGGCGCGCGCUCCGUCGCUUCACUCUUCGGGGUUCAGGGCGGGGGCCUCGCGCGCCUCCCUGGAGUGUCCGGGCCUGCGGGCGUCGUGGGUGGCACUCCAAUCCCCUCACCUACCUCGGGGCGCUGCGCCAGCCCCGGGCUGCACCCGGUUCCAACACCCUACGGGUCUCAAGCCCCAGCCCCGGGGGCACCUGGCCGAGCUGAGGCCUGUCCGACCGCCCCGCCAGCCCCGUUCGGGCCCGCGUCAGUCCCGGCCUCCAUCUUAGGUUACAGCCCGGGUUCCCCAUCCACUGGGCACCUGCACUCAGCCCGCUCGGCUCGGCCCGAGGCCAAGGCAACCCCCCUUCUACCGCGGGGCUCACCUGGGGGCUUGGGCUGGGGUCUUCGAAGCCUCAGGCCCCGAGCAGGCGCGGUCGCAGGUGAACCCCCUGCCCGGCCGCACCCCAAGCCCACACCACCACCACCACCACAGACCAAGCUGAGCAGGAAACAAAAUGGAGGCAGCAGCUCGGGUCUGCCUCCCCGAGCCAAGCCUGUGCAGCCCCAGGGCUCCCUCCAGCCGCAGGCCCGACGCCCGCGAGGCAGGGGGCUGGCUCGUCCCGGGCACCAAAGGCAGCAGCCUUAG
Camelus dromedarius (Arabian camel) is the source of this 1653-nucleotide messenger RNA. Its product is annotated as basic proline-rich protein-like. NCBI's taxonomy places the organism in Eukaryota, Metazoa, Chordata, Mammalia, Artiodactyla, Camelidae. The transcript is spliced from 4 exons. The coding region runs from base 1 to 1653 and encodes 550 amino acids. The record is from RefSeq and is a predicted model, not a curated record.